This is a messenger RNA of Melanotaenia boesemani (Boeseman's rainbowfish), 1653 nucleotides long. RefSeq names its product leucine rich repeat containing 75Bb (gene lrrc75bb). The record is from RefSeq and is a predicted model, not a curated record. The coding region runs from base 228 to 1364 and encodes 378 amino acids. The transcript is spliced from 4 exons. Lineage: Eukaryota; Metazoa; Chordata; Actinopteri; Atheriniformes; Melanotaeniidae.
AAGGAUGCCAGAGUGCUCCGCCAGUGCUUGUACGGAAGCAGGCAGGGGACGUCGGCUACACGUUGUUACUGAUGCUUCACGGUUCUGAGCAGCCUUCCAACUUUGAAACAUAAUUUUUAUGCAUGUCGACCCAUCUCGAUGCAAGUUAAGUGUGAUGUUUUGGCUGCGUGUUGUCAAAUCCCCCUCAUCACCACCACCACUACCACCGACACAGCCUCUCAGGGGUGAUGGGCUCGAAGUUAUCCAGACAGAGAAGUCUCGAUUUGGAGAGCAAAUUGUCAAAAAGAAGGCAUCACAGAAAUGAUGCUCCCGGCGAGAACGAAAGAAGUGACAACAGAGGCAACAGAGACUUUUUGUUUACCUCCUUGAUGCUCAAGUCCGACAAGCUGCCGGGGCUGCUGCGGAAAACCAACCAGAGCCCGUAUGUCAGACGGGUGGCUUGGGUCCGGGAGAUCCAGAGGCUUCUCCGGGAGCAGAAAAUGGAGCAAGCGGGUGAAGUGUUGAAACUGCUAAGAAAGGAUUUGGGACUGCAGGGAUCGUCCCUCAAUGACAUUUUGUACAAGAAUGCAUCUUUUCUCAACCUGGUGGACCCCAUCUCUCAUGAGCUGCUGCUCAGUCUUGCCCGGGACCUGCAAUGUCCAAAAAGGGAGACUGAAUCGCUUAAGUCGACCAACAAGAUAUGUCGACAACUGAUUUACCACUUAACCCCUCACUCCAAGUGGACGAAACAGAGCGUGCCCAGGAGGAAGUCUCAGGCCUGUCUGAAGACCACCUUGAAGAAGAAACUAUCAGGGGAUGUUGUAAAUCUGUCAGGAAUCCCACUAUCUGGACGCGACGUCCACCGUGUGGCUUUCUACCUUCAGAACAGCAGUGAUGUGGUGUCGGCCGUGGACCUGAGCUUUACCGAGCUGCAGGAUGAGAGCUUACGGCUGCUGCUGCCCUACCUGAGCAGCCUGCCAAAACUGACCACGCUAGCUGUCAAUGGCAACCGCCUGACAGUCGCUAUCCUGAAGGACGUUACAGAGGCAGUGAAGGAUCCCAAAACAUUUCCCUGCUUGGCCUGGAUUGACCUGGGCAACAAUCUCGACAUCUUCACCAUCCCACAGCCACUACUUGUGGCCCUGCGCCGCCGCUUUGGUUUACGCAGCAGCCUCCCAACUAUUUAUGAGUACAGUGAGGCGCAGGCAUUCAGUACCUACAACCCAAACAUGGAAACCUCGGUGGAGGAGCCCAGUUUGUAUGAAGAGGGAGAUGUAGAGGAAGACGAUCGAGAGGAGGAGGAGGACAGACUAGAGCUUCAAGCCUGGGGAUUUGAAGAAAGAAACAUGUCAAAAAAUGUGGCACUCCACUUCUGUGCGAGGUGAUUGCCCAGGAAUUCCUACUUUUAGACUGGCAGCCUCUUAUAUCCCUAAGUCUAGCCUGCUCUGUAAGCUGGUGUCAGUGUGGCAGGAGAUGCUGACGUUGACCCACACAUUCCUGAAAAUAACUUGAGCAACUGUGUUGUGUGCCCCUAUGGAUGCUCUGACGACUGCAGGCAGCUCUGUAGUUGAACAACCAGCAAGAAUUCAUUUAUGGACGGAUUUCACAUUUAUUUAUCCAGGGAAUUUUAGCUGGACAGGCUUCUUGUUUUCCAGAGCAACAUAUUUCUGUACC